This is a messenger RNA of Brugia malayi, 252 nucleotides long. RefSeq lists its product as uncharacterized. Lineage: Eukaryota; Metazoa; Nematoda; Chromadorea; Rhabditida; Onchocercidae. The record is from RefSeq and is a predicted model, not a curated record. Bases 1 to 252 code for a protein of 83 amino acids. The transcript is spliced from 2 exons.
AUGUCAGACUACAAAAGUAGAAAUCGAAGUAAGAGCCUUGGAAUCCAGAAUUAUAACUACUGGAACAACCUAAAACUCAUGAUGAAAACUCAUGAAGCGCUGAAGCAUUUCAAAGAAGUUAUUACUAAACAAAAUGGACGAUAUCAAGUAGUUUGGCUUUGGAAAGAUUCAACGGUUAAUUUAAAUGAUAACUGUGGUCUUUGUCUCGGAAGACUGAAAGCAUUAAUUAGACGAUUUCAUGUGGACAAAUGA